AGUUAGGUCUUUGAAUAACAGGGUUGAAGUCCCUUAGCUUUUGUGUAGUAAGGGCGUAGGAAACAGGGAAUCAGUUUGUUCUUUUGGUUAAUGGGCUGCUGUAAAUGUGUUCCCUGUCAUUUUGUGUCCAGUUCGAGUUUAUUUAAGGUUCUAGUUCUGUAAGUAAGGAAAUUGGAAUAUUCGUACGUAUGGUUUUAUCUUACCAUAAUGUGGCCAGUAUAUUAUUCAUCGUUUUGCUGUUUUUGAAUCCGACAACACUAGUACCCUAUGUUGAAAACUGUACACUUGUUAUGCACUAGAUGGACAAGUCCGGCAAAGUGAUUGCUAAGUGGGAUAGUAGAGCAACCAAAAUUUUCACAGAAAUUUGUGUAGAAGAGGUCAAUGCUCGCAACAGGCCACAACAAUUCCUAAAUGCAGAAGGGUAUGCUAACCUGAUAAGGAAGUUCAAGGAACGCACUGGUCGCACUUACACCAGGGAUCAAAUGAAGAAUAGGUGGGACUCGUUGAAGAGAAUGUUCACCCAGUGGAAAACUCUUAAUGAAAGGGCUACAGGUCUUGGUCGAGACCCUCAUACUGGUUCAAUCAGUGCGCCAGAUGAGUGGUGGGCGAAGCAAAAUGAAGCAAUGCCAGGUUGUAUUAUGUUCAAAACAGGCCCCCUAGAGAAUGAGGACGAGCUAAAGGUUAUGUUUGGACCCAUUGUCUGCACAAAUGAAAGAACCCUGGUUCCUGGCGUGGAGGACGCUAAUUCAUCAUCUGAUGAUCAUUUGGACCACACUUUUGGUGGGGGUGAAAACAGCACACCUGACCCCUGCACAAAUACAACUGGUAAGCGUAAGAUGCGCCAUGAUUCCCCUAAACCAAAGAAGAAAAAAGAUUCGAGGGAAGAGUACAUGAAAAGACUUGUGGAGGCUUUUGAGUCCCGCUCAAUGACCACGAACAAGUCCAUUACCUCUUCUGAGAAUGACCCGGUCCGAUUAGAGAUUAAAAAGCAGUUGCUUCAAGUAAAGGAAGAUGGAUCACCUGAAGGGAGCGAACUACAUUUGUUUGCGACUCAUCUUCUGAUUCAUAAGAAGUAUAGAGAUGUUUUUGCAAACUUGGAGACAAAAGAAGGAAGAAUCGCUUGGCUUCGCAAUGCUUACGAGUUAGAAACUAAGAAGACCACUUAGCUGCUGGACGUCCGACAAGAGUGUCCAACAUGUUUACUAUUGUCGUUCGUUGUUUUUUAAUGAGUCAUGUCGUACAUGGUCCUGGUCAGACAACUGAGGCUUAUUUGUUCAGUCUGUUAGUUCUGUCUGCUUAAUGAGUCCUGUCGUGUCUGUUUUCGUUAGUACCAUUUUUGCUUUGCAACAAUUUUCCAUAAAUUCGAGUUGACCAUGUAUCAGAAUAAUAUGAGUUGUAUGUUUGUGAACUAUGUGAAUGUGUGAACUUCUUAUGCCUGUAAAGUCUUGCACUAGUUGAGUAUGUGAACUGUGGUUGCAUAUGAAAUUGUGGCUCUUGGU
Molecule: messenger RNA, 1499 nt
Organism: Zea mays
Lineage: Eukaryota; Viridiplantae; Streptophyta; Magnoliopsida; Poales; Poaceae
Product: L10-interacting MYB domain-containing protein-like
Exons: 2
Coding region: 300-1166 (288 amino acids)
Source: RefSeq, a predicted model, not a curated record